Stegostoma tigrinum is the source of this 1367-nucleotide messenger RNA. It is a transcript of the gene ccdc107, whose product is annotated as coiled-coil domain containing 107. The coding region runs from base 166 to 1044 and encodes 292 amino acids. The record is from RefSeq and is a predicted model, not a curated record. Gene Ontology annotation, cellular component: neuronal cell body; intracellular membrane-bounded organelle; neuron projection. Gene Ontology annotation, biological process: synaptic transmission, cholinergic; protein localization to cell surface. NCBI's taxonomy places the organism in Eukaryota, Metazoa, Chordata, Chondrichthyes, Orectolobiformes, Stegostomatidae. The transcript has 6 exons.
GCUCUGCCUGGAAAGGCGGUCGAGUUUCGAAAACAGUUCGUGCGGAAUCUGCCGGCGGCGACCCGUAGGAGGGAGGUGGUGGCGACACGGUUUCCUCACGGUCAAGCCGGCCGGGCCGGGCCGGGCCUGUCCGGGCCAGGCCAACCAAAGCGGCGUGAGCUGAUCAUGUCGCUCGGUCAGCAAGCGGCUCUGGCCGUAUGUCUCUUCAUCUCUGUCUUUUUGGUGAUUCCGAAAAUGUUGGGGACGCCCAGCGGAGGGAAAAAUGCCGCGGGCCGGGCCCGGUCAGCGGGUCAUGGUCCCCCAGUUCCUGGAAGAGGCCAGCCACUGACUGCACAAUCGCAAUCAAAUAAUCCCAAAGGAAAACCUAAUCUCAGGACGAGAAGCACAAAUCAAAAGGAAAUGAAUAGUGAGAAGACUCAGGGCAGAAACAAAGGAUUUGUUUUCCAGUUAAUGCCACUUUAUGCAAUAGGAAUAAGUAUAUAUGCAGUUUACAAACUUGUGCAGAUAAAAUUCAAUGAAAAUGAAAAAAUAAGCAAAGAGAAAAAUAAGGAGGUUGACAAAAAGAGGAAAUCUACAGAAAAUCAGCUUUCUGAACUGGAGAUACGCUUGGCACAGACGGAGAAAAUGCUGGACUCAUUAGUAAAAGAAUUAGAUCCACUCACCAGCUGUGUUGAUGCUGUUGCCUCUGAGCAGAAGAAUGAAAUUAUGACACAGCUUCAGCAGUUAAGGCAGUUGAUGAAAGAGAGACAGGCACCCAAUAUUGACGAAGAUGUAGCACCUGUCACUGAGGAUGAAGAUUGUGUCGAGGACAUUGAGAUAAAGGCACAAAUGUCUGAGGACCUUAUCUCUGCAGACAGUGAAGAAGACUUGCUAGAUAAUGUUGAUAUAAUAAUUGGCAAAGUACCAUUUUGUGAUGAGGUUGAGUUGAGUAGUGUUUUCACAGAGGACGCUGAAGGCGACAUUGAAAUUGCUGCAGAUCUGUCAGAGACUCAUGAACCCGUGGAGUUGAGAAGACGCAAUAAAAUGAAUGAUUUUGGGAAAUGAAUUGCUAAUGAGCCCUGUAUGUUCAUACUUUAUGAAUAACAUUGAUCGACUUUGCUGCCUAUCAUGUGGUUUUAUAGAAAUAUUAACUUGUUAGUGAUUCAUUACUAUUUAUAAUAGACUAAAAUUGACAUAGUCCUAAUAUAUACAAAAGCAUAGACGCAACAGAAAAUUGGUUUUGUUAAAGUUAUGAUUUACUUGUUCCAUAAAGUUCUAAUCACCUUGAUAGUGUUUUUGUAUUAAAACCUUUGUGAAGUUAACAUGUGGCAUUGCAUUAUUUGGGAUUUUGAUCUAAGUUUUUGUUAGUAAACUGAAAACUUGUUUAA